Messenger RNA from Olea europaea var. sylvestris, 1553 nucleotides. RefSeq names its product 1-aminocyclopropane-1-carboxylate oxidase homolog 1-like. Lineage: Eukaryota; Viridiplantae; Streptophyta; Magnoliopsida; Lamiales; Oleaceae. The record is from RefSeq and is a predicted model, not a curated record. The transcript is spliced from 3 exons. The coding region runs from base 65 to 1174 and encodes 369 amino acids.
AUUCCAUCUAAACUCAUUUUACAUAAACAAUUGGGUAUACAUAUAUAGAAGUACUUUUUUCAUAAUGGUGGUUACUAGCAAUGGAAAAUGUGAGUGGGCUAAAGAAAUGAAGGAAUUUGAUGAAACAAAAGCUGGUGUCAAGGGACUGGUGGAUGCCGGAAUAUCGAAAAUCCCUCAGUUCUUCGUGCAUCCACCGGAAAGUUUGGCAACACCAAGUAAAACCACCAAGAAUGUUCAACUUGAGUUGCCCACAAUAGACUUUGAGGGGGUCCAAACUGGAGGUGCAAGGCGGAAGGAGGUCGUGGAGGAGAUUAGGAAGGCAGCAGGGAUUUGGGGCUUUUUUCGAAUAGUGAAUCAUGGUGUUCCAUUACAUAUAAUGGAUGCCAUGUUGGAAGCUGUUAAACGGUUCCAUGAACAACCAGUGGAGGAGAAAAAGCUUUUGUAUUCUGCUGAUAGUAGCCAAAGAGUUAAGUUUAAUAGUAAUGGACCCCUACGUGAAUAUGAUUCUGCAUGUUGGAGGGAUAUCUUGACUUGUGUUUUUCAUGAUGACCAAUUGGAUCCUGAAGCUAUUCCUCUAACUUGCAGAAAGGAAGUGCAAGAAUACGUGAAAUGCAUGAUCCAAAUGAGGGAAAUAAUGGCCGAGUUACUAUCAGAAGCUUUAGGGCUCAGCAGUGAUCACCUUUCAAGUAUUGAAUGCAUGAAAAGUGAAGCAUUGGCUUGUCUCUACUAUCCAAUAUGUCCUGAACCUGAGAAGACACUGGGCACAGACAAACAUUCAGACACGACUUUCUUAACAUUGCUAAUGCAAGACACUAUAGGCGGCCUCCAAAUUCUUCAUGAUGAUCAGUGGGUCGACGUGCCUCCAGUGCGCGGAGCCCUCAUAGCCAAUAUCGGUGAUCUGAUGCAGAUUAUAAGCAAUGACAAAUUCAUAAGUGUGGAGCAUAGAGUGUUGGCUCAACCGGUCGGGCCAAGGAUCUCAGUUGCAUGCUUCUUCACCCCAAGUCUUAGAGCAGGGGCAAAGCCAUUUGCACCUAUAAAAGAGAUUCUGUCUGUUGAGAAUCCAGCCUUAUACAGAGAAUUCUUAUUCAGGGAAUAUUGUCAGUAUUACAAGACAAAAGGACAAGAUGUUACCUCGGCUCUUCCUCAUUUCAGGAUUGAACGGAUCCUUCCAUAGUGAACACUUCAAAAAAAAAAAAGGGCCAAAAUCUUUUAUCAUUUAGAUGAAUAUCUUUCUACCGUUUGGGUUUGUUUUACUAUAUUACGUGAAUAAAAGACGUGCAUUCCAAAUAUUCAUUUCGUUGUGCUUUAUUCAUGUCGGAAUAUGUUCCCUCCUUUGCCUGGGGAAGAUCUGACGACUCCUGCCCUAAAAUAGAUUGGCGGGUUAAGAAUUAAGAUUUGCUACUGCCAAAGAGGCCAGGAACAAGCUUCCGCGUCUCCCGUCCUUCUGGUUCUUGUAAACGGAUUAUCCUUCUUCCUUUCCUUUUUUUUUUUUUUUCUCUGUUUCUUUCUUGUUAUGAAUGUUAAAGCUUCUGAACAUGGAUUCACCUGUCAUA